UGAAUCAUUCUUGAUACAAACAGCCAGUACGAAGUACUAUCAAACUACCGGCCGGUAUCAAACGAUAAUAACAAAAACUACACACGGCAUUUCUCCAGCCAGCAUUCGAAAUUUGAAAAACAUUCCAAUUUCAAAAAUGAAGCAGUACUCGAUCGUCGGCAACAAGAAGAAAGUCACCAUGGAAACAAAUGCCACCCGCCUAAAGGUCGUUGGCAACGGCUGCGUCAUCAUAGUCAAAAGCAAUCAGGGACACAUCGAGGUCAUCGGCAAUGACUGUAAGAUCGACGUCGUAGACAACUUCGGGACUAUAAACCUAGUUGGCGCCAGUGGGCUAGUUACAGUUUCUAAGCGCUACAAGAACGAUGAUAUUCAACUGAUUGGUGCUUCCUGUCAUUUACUAGUAGAUGGGAAGCAGAAGUCUACAUUUGAGCCGUUUUCGGCUCAACUGUCGCCGUUCAGCAAGAACUUGGAUGACGUUAUUGAGUCUAUCUUCACCUUCGUGAUGCGUUGAAGAACUGGGGCCUUAUUAAGUGAUUGAACUUUGCUGCUCAGUGAUAACUUUGACGUCGCGUCAAUGUCUUCGAUAAGAUAUGUGACGUGUUUUGCCGUCAGCCGGUGCGUGAUAUAAGUGUUGAUACUAUGUUCGUAUCAGUUUGUAAAGAGGCGGCUUUUCGUUUGAAUGAAAUUACGUUCAAUUGUUUUUGAAGAUUGUGUUGUUUUACGCUUGCUUUGUAUGUACACCUGUUUUUAAUCGAUUGUCAAAUGUUUGAAAAGUAACGGAAAGGAAAUAAAAAUUAUGAGGUACCUA
Messenger RNA from Leguminivora glycinivorella, 808 nucleotides. RefSeq lists its product as uncharacterized. The record is from RefSeq and is a predicted model, not a curated record. Bases 137 to 511 code for a protein of 124 amino acids. Lineage: Eukaryota; Metazoa; Arthropoda; Insecta; Lepidoptera; Tortricidae. The transcript has a single exon.